CCGCCCCGCUCCGGCCCCGGCGGAUGCGGCGGAAGCGCCCGGCAGCGCCUUCCGGCGCAAGCGGCACCACGCGUUCUGCGGCCGACAUGGAGACCGAGGCUGGAGCGGGCGGCGGCUUCACCAGCGUUGUGUCCCGGCGGAGCCGGAGGAAGCGGCGGGCGGGCGGCGAGGAGCCGGCGGCGGGAGCUGCCAUGGACACGGCGGAGCCGCGGCCCAGCAAGCGGCCGGCGUUCCCGCCCGUAGCCGUCGAGACGCUCGGGGUUGGAAAAGGUGAGCUGAGGAAGAUCCCUGUGCCGGCCAACAGGUACACGCCGCUUAAGGAGAGCUGGAUGAAGAUAUUCACGCCCAUCGUGGAGCAUCUGCAGCUUCAAAUCAGGUUCAACUUGAAAACGAGGAAUGUUGAAAUAAAGACUUGCCAAGAGACAAAGGAUCUCAGUGCUCUGACAAAAGCAGCUGAUUUUGUGAAAGCUUUUAUACUUGGAUUUCAAGUAGAGGAUGCCCUUGCUCUCAUCAGAUUAGAUGAUCUUUUUCUAGAGUCAUUUGAAGUUACAGACGUCAAACCUUUGAAAGGAGAUCAUCUGUCAAGAGCAAUAGGGAGAAUAGCAGGGAAAGGUGGAAAAACCAAAUUCACCAUAGAAAACGUGACCAGGACACGCAUCGUUCUUGCUGACGCAAAAAUUCAUAUUUUGGGAUCUUUUCAGAACAUUAAAAUGGCACGAACAGCAAUUUGCAAUUUAAUUUUAGGAAGUCCUCCAUCCAAAGUUUAUGGCAAUAUUAGGGCAGUGGCCAGCAGAGCAGCUGAGAGGUUCUGAACUGCACCACUAAGAACUGGGGACAGAAGUCCAGGUUCUGGACACACGAGAAGCCAAGAGCUACAUGAGCCAUCAGAUUUCUGCUGGAAGACCAGAAGAAAGCCAGGACUGAUUGUGCAGUCUGAUUGCCUUUGGACAUGUGGUCUGAUUUGAACAUACCUAAUGUUUCUGUCUAGUCAUUAAAAGGUAUUUUAAGUUGUGUUUGUAUUGAAA
Messenger RNA from Ficedula albicollis (Collared flycatcher), 1025 nucleotides. RefSeq names its product partner of NOB1 homolog (gene PNO1). The record is from RefSeq and is a predicted model, not a curated record. The transcript has 8 exons. Gene Ontology annotation, cellular component: nucleolus. NCBI's taxonomy places the organism in Eukaryota, Metazoa, Chordata, Aves, Passeriformes, Muscicapidae. Gene Ontology annotation, molecular function: RNA binding. The coding region runs from base 24 to 812 and encodes 262 amino acids.